Molecule: messenger RNA, 740 nt
Organism: Dacryopinax primogenitus
Lineage: Eukaryota; Fungi; Basidiomycota; Dacrymycetes; Dacrymycetales; Dacrymycetaceae
Exons: 3
Coding region: 311-661 (116 amino acids)
Source: RefSeq, a predicted model, not a curated record
GAUACACCACCUACGAGGAUCUCAUGGCCUUUGUCAAUGCUCCACUACGAGAUGCAAUUACCGAUUUGCAUCAUCCUGAUGUCAAUGUCACGCCUCACAGCUCAUCGAUGGAUUAUGUGGUCGUCAAAUUCUAUUCACUGUGUACUCCGUUCCAGGACCUGGUCUGGCCCAUACUUAUAGAAAACAAUCCGGGUGUUCGCAAGGUUCUCGAAAGAAAAAUACGUUACAUUGACAAGCAGUGGAAACACUGUUUGCGGACCGAGGGGGAUGUUGCAGACGCAAUCGUCUUCAAUCUCCUCGUUCCCUGUACAUGCACAGAUACAGUUGCAGGCGUGCUCUUCUCACUGAUUAUGACACCAAUCACAUGAUAGUUGUGGACCAGAUACCAAGGUUGCCUGAACCGGGAGAGCCUGAACUUGGAACAAUUACAUUUUGCGACUGGUCAUCAUCUGCAGCCAAAAUCCGGGCGAAUGUCUUCCUAUUGGGUAUCAUUGGUUUGGUCGCGAUGGGUCUCUUGCCCCCAGGUCCACGGAUUCUCUUCGAUCUAGUGGAUUUACGCGACCUGCGCAAAAAGGACGAAAACGCGGAUUAUUACCCAAAGGAAGAUCCCAAUGUUACUCCAAAAAAAACAGAGGAGGCGUUUCGCAUCCAUAUCCGUUAGACUCAUUACCGCUGUUAACGCCAUGGCCACCGAUGUCCUCAGCAAGAGGACAACCACCAGGAAUGUAUGGGCCACAGCC